Messenger RNA from Hirsutella rhossiliensis, 843 nucleotides. RefSeq names its product cytochrome oxidase c assembly domain-containing protein. The transcript has 2 exons. The record is from RefSeq and is a predicted model, not a curated record. Bases 1 to 843 code for a protein of 280 amino acids. NCBI's taxonomy places the organism in Eukaryota, Fungi, Ascomycota, Sordariomycetes, Hypocreales, Ophiocordycipitaceae.
AUGACCUCGCGAAUUGGACCUCGGAGCGUCAAGGACGCCACGCGCUUCACCUCGACCGUCCCUCAUGCCACUUCAAAGUCAGCCGGCAGGCACGCCGCGGCCAUGCCCACGCCGCAGUCGAGGAUUCCUGGCGAGACGCCAGAGCAGCGGGUCAAGCGGCUGAGGCUGGCACACUUGGCGGCGCAAAAGGCUCAGAUUAGCCGUACGGACCGGGUUGUCGACGCUUCGAGGAGGUUUCUGGACGUUGCGCACCGGUGGACCGUUGGGGGGAUCGUCCUCUUUACCGCCGUGGCCGGCGUCGUGAGCAUCUACUCGGUAUGGGAUAUGCUACGGUAUAAUCGCGCCCGCCGCGCCGAGUGGAUCGAAGCCCAAAGGACGCUCGAAGCCGACUCCCUAUCCGCAGCUCGCGUGGCCUACCUCAAGGGCGAGGCCACGGAGGAACAAAUUGCGCUCGUCGAAGAGGCCAACCGCGAGGCCGAGGAAAAGGGCACCAAACUGCCGCCCCUAUUAUCCCCACCCGAGCACCGAACACAUUUCGAGGAGCGCGUCAAGCCCGCCUUCCAAAGUGCGGAUCACAGUGAGGGCAAGGGCAAGGGCGUUCUGGGCAUCCUAUCGGGUCUUUGGGGUGGGAGCCAGAGCGGCGACGGCAGCAGCCAAGUAGCAGCCUCGGACGAUCAAUCGGGAACCGGCGGCGUGGUGCGCUCCAUCGAGACGACUGCCAAGCAGGCCUGGGAUGCAGAGAAGGAAAAGCAGCGCAAGGGGGGCAGCCUAGACCAGCUGGGGCUUGACUCUGCGACUUCGAGUCCGGCACCCUCGGUCAAGAAGCGAUGGUGGCCGUGGUGA